ACAUCAAGGGCUUUUGCAACGCGAUCCAAUAGCUGACGUAGUGUUGACAACUUGACAGACCUCUGUUCUGUUGCAAGCAGAAAAACAAACCCCAUCUAAAUAAACCCUCUCAAAAUCCAAUCUUUCAAAUAAUUGAAAUUAGGGUUCUUAUAAUUUUGUUACCCUCAAACUCAGUCGAUUUCUACUCUCUUGGUUCAGUUUUGUUGGGAAUCAUGGGCAAUGCAUCUUCAAUGCUUACUCAAUAUGACAUCGAGGAGGUCCAAGAACACUGUAAUAACACCUUUUCGCAGCAGGAGAUAGUGUCUCUCUAUGAGAGGUUCUGUCAGCUGGAUCGCAACGGUGGUGGCUUCAUUUCCGGCGAGGAGUUUUUGUCCGUACCCGAAUUCGCCGUCAAUCCUCUAUCUCAGGUUCAAAGUCGCUUUUUUUUGGGGUCCACAAAUUCGUACUAUGCACGGAUUUGAAGAUUUAUAAACAUGUCGACCAUAUUUUCAAUGUUUUAAAAAGGUCUCAAAAUUAGGUUGGGUUUUGGAGCUCAAAUGGCCCCUACAUGAUCGUUAUUUAUGUAUACAGAUACACAUAUACAUUGGCUUCAUAUAUAUGUACUUUAGAUUUUAUUUUUUUGUUUUCCAGAGAUUGUUGGAAUUUGUGUUGUAGUCAUCUUUAAGGUCUAUGAUUGGGAUGGCAACGGCAAAGUCACAUUCAGUGAUAUGUUGGAUGUUUUGCGUGAUUUGACGGGGCAAUUUAUAUCUGAACAACAAAGGGAGGUUGGCUUCUAUUUUUGUUGUAUUGGGUCGGAUUUUCCUUUACCUUUAAUUCUGGUUUAUGAGCGAAAUUUCUGAAGCAAUAUUAUAAUAAAAUUCAAACAUAAGGGUUGAUAUUAUAACUAUGGUCUCAAAGAGAAAAUGAUUAACUCAUCUGAACUAAAUCAUUUAGCUGUUCUUGGAAAUUCAUCCAUGCCCAAAUGAUGAUACU
Cornus florida is the source of this 972-nucleotide messenger RNA. RefSeq lists its product as uncharacterized. Bases 213 to 461 code for a protein of 82 amino acids. The record is from RefSeq and is a predicted model, not a curated record. Gene Ontology annotation, molecular function: calcium ion binding. The transcript is spliced from 2 exons. Lineage: Eukaryota; Viridiplantae; Streptophyta; Magnoliopsida; Cornales; Cornaceae.